Oppiella nova is the source of this 534-nucleotide messenger RNA. Lineage: Eukaryota; Metazoa; Arthropoda; Arachnida; Sarcoptiformes; Oppiidae. The record is from the annotation of a GenBank genome assembly.
AAAGCAAACAUCGGUGAUGUGAACGAAGUGGUCAGUCGUAUAACACUGUCCACUGAACGCAAACCCCAAUCUGAAGACAAUCUAUUGAUCAUCGAAGCGAUUCCGGAAUUACUGGAACCAAAGCAGAGAAUAUUCAAAGAAUUGUGUGAGAGCUUUAAGGACAACAAAUCGGUUAUAUUCGUGACCAACACUUCUUCGCUUCCAUGCUAUGAAAUCGGCAAAUAUGUCGAUUGCAAAGACAGAUUUGGCGGACUUCACUUCUUCAAUCCGGUGCCACUCAUGAAACUCGUGGAAAUCGUCAAAGUCCAGGGAACUAAUGAGCAAACCUUUGAACUGUUGCAACAAUUUGUCAAAGACGCGGAUAAAGUGGGUGUCGCCUGUAAGGAUACGCCGGGAUUUAUUGUCAACCGAUUGUUAGUGCCAUACAUGCAGGAAGCCGUCAGACUCUUGGAGAGAGGAGACGCCACGGCCCGGGACAUCGACACUGCCAUGAAAUUGGGCGCCGGAUAUCCUAUGGGUCCUUUUGAACUGAUG